AGAGAGAGUGGAGGGAGGGAAAGAGAAAGAAACAGGAACAGAGGGGUGCGAGAGCGAUAGAGAAUGGCAGAGACUGUGUGAUAGAGAGAAGAGAGAGAGAGAGUACUGACUCAGAUAACGGAAGUGGCGUGCGCAUCCUCCUCUCCUGCUGGGGCUAGAUGAGACUUCAGACUGAUCUGUGAGGAGAGAAGAACAGAGAGAUACACUACCUAACUUGAUGACUCUAAGCUGACAGUGAGUUACAACACCUUAGCUUGAUCCAAGGUGAGAAGAAUAACUACCCACACUACAGAGAAGGAAGGAGCUAGAGGGAAAGAUAAUCAGCCUUACUUGGGAUAAAGAAGAGGAAAGGUGGAAGAAAGAAGGCUAUAAACCUGAGACUGAGGUAAAUGCCACUGAUACCCAGCUGACCUGUAGCUGAGUGCUGAGGCAGGAUCAAGGAGAAGUAUAUGUUGAAGUGCAGACUGCAGAGUUACGUUGGUCUGACUCGCCCUCCUCUCAGCUCUGUAUGUUCGGGGAUGGAGUGACUUGGUGAGCCCAGCUGUGUCUUCAUCGUUGGACAACAUGCCUGUGAUGAAGGGCCUCCUGGCCCCCCAGAACACCUUCCUGGACACCAUCGCCAACCACUUUGAUGGCACCCACAGCAACUUCCUUCUUGGGAAUGCCCAGGGUCGCCAAGGUUACCCCAUCGUGUACUGCUCGGACGGCUUCUGCGAGCUGACGGGGUUUGUGCGCACUGAGGUGAUGCAGAAAACAUGCACGUGUCGCUUCCUGCACGGGGCGGAGACCAGUGAGAGGGUGAGGCAGCAGGUGGACAAGGCCCUGGAGGGACAGCAGGAGUACCAGGGGGAGGUGUGCUUCUACAUGAAGAACGGAAAUCCAUUCUGGUGCCUUCUUGACAUUGUGCCGAUUAAGAAUGAGAAGGGUGAAGUGGUUCUAUUCCUUUUCUCCUUCAAGGAUGUCACUGAGUCGUACGGAAAAAGCCACCAUCACAGCAACAGGAGAGGGGGGGAGGCCACAGGCAUCUCAGAGGACGCACAUCAGAACAGAAAACGCAGCCGUUCCCACUUUUCCCAAGCCAGGGAGAGGGGAAGGACUGUCCUGUACCACCUCACCAACCAGUUCUCCAAGAGGGGCAAGGGGAAACUGCCCAAUAGUGUGUUCCAGAAGCCCUCUCUCCCAGAGUACAAGGUGGCGGCGGUGCAGAAGUCCCGCUUCAUCCUGCUCCACUACAGCGUAUCCAAGGCCCUGUGGGAUUGGCUGAUCCUCCUGGCUACCUUCUACGUGGCGGUCACCGUGCCCUUCAAUGUCUGCUUCGUCAGUCACCAGGACGACAACGACUGUGACUCCCGUAGCACCAUUGCCAGUGACAUCGCCGUGGAAAUGCUCUUUAUUCUAGAUAUCAUCCUGAACUUUAGGACCACCUUCGUGAGUCAGUCGGGUCAGGUGGUGUACGAUGCUCGCUCAAUCUACCUCCAUUACUGUGGAACCUGGUUCUUUAUAGACCUCUUUGCUGCUCUGCCCUUUGACCUCCUCUACGCCUUCAACAUCACAGUGACCUCUCUGGUCCACCUCCUGAAGACGGUGCGUUUGCUACGGCUGCUGCGGCUGUUACAGAAGCUGGACCGUUACUCCCAGUACAGUGCUGUGGUCCUGACCCUGCUCAUGUCUGUGUUCGCCCUGCUUGCCCACUGGAUGGCCUGCGUCUGGUACGUCAUUGGCCGCAAGGAGAUGGAGAGCAGCGACCCUGUCACCUGGGAUAUAGGCUGGCUGCAGGAGCUGGGGAAGCGGUUGGAGACCCCAUACAUCAACAGUACGGUUGGCGGCCCCUCCAUGCCCAGUGCCUACAUCGCCUCCCUCUACUUCACCCUGAGCAGCCUCACCAGUGUGGGCUUUGGCAAUGUGUGUGCCAACACAGACGCCGAGAAGAUCUUCUCCAUCUGCAUCAUGCUCAUGGGGGCCUUGAUGCAUGCAGUGGUCUUCGGUAACGUGACGGCCAUCAUCCAGCGCAUGUACUCUCGGCGCUCGCUCUACCACACGCGUAUGAAGGACAUCAAGGACUUUAUCCGUGUGCACCGUCUGCCCCAGCUGCUGAAACAGAGGAUGUUGGAGUACUUCCAGACCACCUGGUCUGUCAACAACGGCAUCAACGCCAACGAGCUGCUGCGUGACUUCCCAGACGAACUUCGUGCGGACAUCGCCAUGCACCUGAACAAGGACAUUCUGCAGCUGCCAGUGUUUGAGCGGGCCAGUAGGGGGUGUCUGCGCUCCCUCUCCUUGCACAUUAAGACCUCGUUCUGUGCCCCGGGAGAGUACCUCAUCCGCCAGGGGGACGCGCUGCAGGCCAACUACUUUGUCUGCUCUGGGUCUCUAGAGGUGCUGAAGGACGGCACGGUCCUUGCUAUCCUGGGCAAAGGUGAUCUGAUUGGGGCAGACCUGACAGCGCAAGACAAGGUGAUCAAGACCAAUGCGGACGUGAAGGCUCUGACCUACUGUGACCUGCAGCACAUCAGUGUCCGUGCCCUGAGGGAGGUCCUGGGCCUCUACCCAGAGUACGGCAGUCGCUUCAGCUCUGAUAUACACCACAACCUCACCUACAACCUGAGAGAGGGCAGCGAGGCAGAGGGACUGACAAGGUUCUCACGGUCCCCUCGGCUCUCUCAGGAGCGAGCUGAUAAGGACCACAAGCUUCCCUUCAUUGUGGAGGCAGAAGAUGUGGAGUCUGGUGAGGACAUGAGCCACUGUUCCACCGGUGCAUCCCACCAAGGACGGCUGCUCCUGAUGCAUGGCCUGAGCAGCCCCGUCUGCCACCCUGGCCUCAGCAGCCUGCUGGGGGAGGAGCUUCGACAUGUCAGUGCGCUCCAUCUCUGCCGCUCCCCAGCCCAGGGCGGCAGAGGCCGUAGCCCAUCCCCUCAGCUGCUGUCCAAUGAGGAGGUUACUCCCGCCCCAGUGCCCAACAUGGUCACAGAUCACAGCUCAUCCCAUAGGCCAGCCAAGCUGCUCAUACCCUCCCUACAUUGUGUCAGCCCUCUGGACCUCAGCCCCAGGGUUGUGGAUGGAAUUGAGGAUAAUGGGCAGUCAUUUCACUUCAAUGUGGAUCAAGGCGAGGCAAAGACCAAUAGCAAAGACCCGUUCCAGGUGAGCGCCAACUUACUUCUGGAAACAGAGGAGGUGAGACAGAACAUCAGCCAGCUAAGCAAAGAGAUGAAUACCCUUAACCAGGAGGUGUCCAACCUGACCAAGGAGCUCCACGAGAUGAUGUGUUUCCUGCAAGCCCAUGUGACCAUGUUUCAUUACCCCUCUGCCAUCUCCACCUAUCCUUACGGCCUGCAGAUGGCCCCUAACCCCAACCCCAGCAGCAACAUGACUGCUGCCAAUGACUGGCAGACACGGGUGCCUUUCUGUAUGCCCGCUGGACCUCACCCAUCUCACCUCCAAUAUGAACCCCUCAGCCACCCUGCCAGGAACAUGUGGGCCUACAGUGGGGUGCCCACCCAGGGCAGAGGUCCCGGCAUGAGUCAGAAGGUGGAGGUUGAGCACCUUCACCAGACGUCCAAUCCCAGGUCGUCCUGUUUACAUCCGUGCUGCUCGGACAGAGGCAGAACCACUGGUCAGGGACUUGAAGCCCAGUACAGACCUUUCCCGACCUCCAGAACUACACCCAACUCACCCUACAUGGGCCACUCCCAAUGCCGGACUGGGCCAUCUCUUCUGAACCUCAGCUCUGCCUUCCCAGUACUCCCAGGUGCGGGUCCUGGUCAAGUUGAGUACAAAGCCUCCAUCCCCACCAUCAGUACCUUUCGUUCCCCAGGCAGCCUCAGCCAGUCCCACCCCUCCCUGAGUGUCCAGGUCAACUCUGACCGCAGCCAUUCACCGCCCAUCUCCCCAAUGCCUAUCCACGUCUCACUGACCCCUACCGGCCAACCACAGUUCCACACCACCUUCAGCUCUCAGUCUGGGGUCUACACGUCUGUCAGCCCAACAUACAAUCAGACGCACAACCAGACCACGCAGGGGCAGGGCUCUCUCAACAGAGCCAGGAAGAAUGACCUGGUGGGCUCCAGCCCUGUCCACACACUGGACUCAUCCCUACCUCUAGUGGGGCAGUCAGCAGGGCAAGAGCCAGACUGUGGAGGGCCUAACAUUGAGUAUCCACAGGACAGGGAGAGACCAAAGAGGAUGCAGAGUGAUGCUGAGCAGGCAGAGUCCCAGACCCAGGAGACCAACAUCCGCACACAGCAGGCCCUGGAAGUCGAGCCUCUCUGGGGCUUGGAGGUGACACAUUAGCAGCUGUCUGGAGCCCCACAGAGACCAGAUAAAUAAACUGGAACAUUACUGCUGCAAAGUAACGCUGAGCCCAUCAACUCUCCCUUUUUGGUUGCAUCUCUUAUGCUACAUGAGUUUACAUCUGAGAAAUGAAUGAUUGCUUUACAGUCUAAAACGUACACCACAGUAAUCACACUACAUAAUAUCGACACUGAUUGUACUACUACUUGAUGUACUGUUUAUUUAAUUUGACUGUAAAUACAGCAUUGAUAUGGACCCGAGAUUAUGAAGACAAGCUGACUCAGUCUACAAAAGUAUUCAGCUUGUGUUUAUUAUGCAUUUCUUGUGAACUGAAAGUUAGGUAUUACUAACCGGAGGGUAUCUCGAGACAUAUCAUAUUGAGACCUGGCAGCCAUGGAAACAGCAAACCCCACCCCUUUCCUUCAUUAUAAUGUGUUUACAUAGAAAGUAUCAUCACCUAAAUGAGCAUUAUUUUGAUGUGUUUUUAUGUGAUUUCAUUGUUUGUGAACACACUGUGGAGUUCAUUCUACAAGCUGUCUGGACAUUACAGCAUACGACCAAUGUUUGUGCUCAUUAUUUUAAGAAAUUGUCUCUUGGCUAGCCUGCCAGGGGAUUGCAGGCCAAAAAGGACCUUUGGUUAUAUGUGUUUUUCCCUCUUCUGCAAUAUGGCUAUUCAUAGCUCUGCAUCUCUUUUUGCUCUUGUGUCUUGAACAUUUGACUUUUUCUAUGCUGUAUAUCUUCUACUUAAUUCAUUUCCGGAUCCGGGAGCACCCCCAUCAGUAAAAAAACUGACUAGCAUAGCCUAGCAUAGCGUCACAAGUAAAUACUAGCAUCUAAAUAUCAUUAAAUCACAAGUCCAAGACACCAGAUGAAAGAUACACAUCUUGUGAAUCCAGCCAUCAUUUCUGAUUUUUAAAAUGUUUUACAGGGAAGACACAAUAUGUAAAUCUAUUAGCUAACCACGAUAGCAAAAGACACAACUUUUUUUUCCCACCAUUUUUUUCCUGCAUAGGUAGCUAUCACAAUUUCGACCAAAUAAAGAUAUAAAUAGCCACUAACCAAGAAACAACUUCAUCAUAUGACAGUCUGAUAACAUAUUUAUUGUAUAGCAUAUGUUUUGUUAGAAAAAUGUGCAUAUUUCAGGUAUAAAUCAUAGUUUACCAUUGCAGCCACCAUCACAACUCUCACCAAAGCAACUAGAAUAACUACAGAGACCAACGUGAAUUACCUAAAUACUCAUCAUAAAUCAUUUAUGAAAAAUACACAGCGUACAACAAAUGAAAGACAAAGAUCUUGUGAAUCCAGACAAUAUUUGAUUUUUUAAGUGUUUUACAGCGAAAACACAAUAUAGCAUUAUAUUAGCUUACUAUAAUAGCCAACCACACAACAGCAUUGAUUCAAGCCAACAAUAGCUAUAACGAAUAAACCAGCAAAAGAUAUACAUUUUUUCACUAACCUUCUCAAACUUCUUCAGAUGACAGUCCUAUAACAUCAUAUUACACAAUACAUAUAGAGUUUGUUCGAAAAUGUGCAUAUUUAGCGGCACAAAUCGUGGUUAUACAAUGAGAAUAGUAGCCAAGCUGCCAACAAUAUGUUGGGAGAAAUCUUGGGAGAGGCACCUAAUCUAAUCAGUAACUAAAUUUAAACUUGACAAAAAAAUACAGCUUGGACACCAAAUGAAAGAUACAUUAGGUCUUAAUGCAAUCGCUGUGUUAGAUUUUUAAAAUUAACGUUACUACGACAUACAGCGUGCGUUAAAGCGAGACCGCACCGAAAUUAAUGGCGGAAUAUGAGUUUUACAUUUUUCAACAGAACAACGAAUUAACAUCAUAAAUAGUUCUAACUUUUUGAUGAGCUCCCAUCAGAAUCUUGGGCAAGUUGUCCUUUUUCCAAAAGAAUCGUUGCUCGGUUGUAGAUUGUCGCCUUCAACGUUGGAAUUAGCAGUAAACAUUAGCCAUGUGGGCCAGAUGUGCCCAACUCCCUAGAACGCAGCACAAAUAAAUACCCGAAAAUUGCAAUAUACUGAUAUAAACUGAUAUAACUCGGUUUAAAAUAACAACAUUAUGUCUUUAACAUCCAUAUCGAAUAAAUUCAGAGCCGGAUAUAUCUAAGGGCUAUAACGGGAGCUUUCUAGAACGCCAUCCUGAGGUCUGUCUUGCGUCAUGGCGAAGAGAAGAAAGAGAGGACCCCACGUUGCCAGCCCAUUUAUAAGGCCUCAGAUCUGCCUAGCAACUCCAUUUCAAUUCUCACUAUUCGCUGACAUCCAGGGGAAGGCGUAUGCAGUGCAUCUCAACCAAUAGAAAACAUGCAAAUUAAUAAACCGACCUCAGAACAGCCUGCAGAUUUCAGAUUUCUCACUUCCUCAUAGGAAAAUUGCUCCAACUCGAGUUCUGUUUUACUCACAGAUAUAAUUCAAACGGUUUUAGAAACUAGAGAGUGUUUUCUAUCCAAUAGUAAUAAUAAUAUGCAUAUUGUACGAGCAAGAAUUGAGUACGAGGCAGUUUAAUUUGGGAACGAAAUUAUUACAAAGUGCAAACAGCACCCCCUAUUGAGAAAAGGAUAUUUUACUGUUUAUUUGGUAACAGAGACUGAAAAAAGAUGUGUAAUGUAUAGCCUACUGUACAAGCACAACAGUUUCAGAAGCGUACAAAUUACAGAAUGAUUUGAACAAUGUGUGCAGACUGAAAGAGUUGUAUAUAAUUUUGUUUGUAACUGAUAUUAGUUGUAAAAUAACUAUUUAGAUGCAAACAGAAUAUUAACAUAUAUAUUUUUUUAACAGGGAGAAAUACAAUUACAUAAUAGAGAAAUACAUUUACAUCUGAAAUGAAAUAACUUGAAAGGUUUAACUGAGCAGGUCACAGUAGUGGUACACAAUUACAUAAAUAUUGUUAGUCAAUCACUCAACAUCCAACAAUAUCUCUUUAGAUAGACCUAUGCCUUUAGAUAAACCCACACUAAAAUACUGGGGCUUCUCCAUUUGAUGCCCACAAUAUGAACGUUUGGGUCAGUGAGUUUACAUUUAUGAACAAAAUUUAGAUCUGAACUGAUGUCAGAUGAUGGCAAAUAUCAUGGUCUUUAGCGACACCAGAUGGUGAUACAUUUAAAGCUUCUGUAAAUAUUUGAUUAAAUACAUUUGAAAAACUA
Messenger RNA from Salvelinus fontinalis (brook trout), 7431 nucleotides. RefSeq names its product potassium voltage-gated channel subfamily H member 4-like. The transcript has 16 exons. The coding region runs from base 565 to 4287 and encodes 1240 amino acids. Gene Ontology annotation, molecular function: voltage-gated potassium channel activity. Gene Ontology annotation, biological process: potassium ion transmembrane transport; regulation of membrane potential. NCBI's taxonomy places the organism in Eukaryota, Metazoa, Chordata, Actinopteri, Salmoniformes, Salmonidae. The record is from RefSeq and is a predicted model, not a curated record. Gene Ontology annotation, cellular component: membrane.